Molecule: messenger RNA, 730 nt
Organism: Soboliphyme baturini
Lineage: Eukaryota; Metazoa; Nematoda; Enoplea; Dioctophymatida; Soboliphymatidae
Source: the annotation of a GenBank genome assembly
UGCGAAGCUGAUCGUAGACUGACAUCAUAUAUACAUAGAUCAUAUACACACUUUAAAUACCGUUACUGUAGUCUUACUAACAACAGAAGUCUAUGAAAAUUUGGAACUGGAAGAGGCGGCCCGUGAUGGAGACGAAAAUGAAGAGUGGGCCUGUGAGUCAGAUUCUACGACCAUCGAGGAGUAUGAUCCUGAUGUGGGAUACCCAAUGGAUAGACAGAUUGUUACUCAAACAAUUCUUAUACGGCAUCCGCGUUCUAUAUUGGCCUGCGCCAUUAUUCAGCUGUGCAUUGGACUGCAGAUAGUUGUUUUUGGCAUUGUUUGCCACUUCUACGAUGGUUGCAGGUACAUGAGCAGCUUGUGGAUGGGUACAAUAUUCCUGACGAGUGCUAUUUGUGGCAUUGUAUUAAUCAAAAGCUGUCCAAAGCGAAACUGGCUGAUUUUUUACUUUUGCUCGACAUUACUCUCCCUAUUGCUCAGUAUCAUACUCUUUGGAAUUACACAACUGCUGCAGGCCAAUCAAAUCAUGGAGAAUACUAAAUUGGCUAUGUAUACCCUUCACCUCCUAUUUAUUCCCGGACAUGUUCCUAUGUCCCUCAGAAGUGGAACUAAACUGAAAAUGCAACUGGAUCCAGAGUACGCAAAAUACUUGAUAAAAAAGAAAUCAAAAAAGACCCAAACCACCGCCAGAAUGCGAUUGCUACCGGAUUUGGACUAUAGCAGGAGCAGUUGA